UUGUUGGAAUUGCCUUUUGAAGCCCAAAAUCACUAACACUACUUUGGUCCAAAGUCCCACACUGCUCUACUAGUAAAUAGAGUUGAGUUGUUGAAAAAAACACUUUCAAGCAAAUGCUGUCUUUUUCUUCUUCCUCUUUAGUAUCAUUCGGUGGAAUUGCUAAGCCAUUUACGGCAUCGAUCAGUUUAAAGUGUCAGUAUACUCCUUUGAGAACAUCAAUUAACAACCCUUCUGAUUCUAUGGCUUCUCCAAAAUGGGCUCAAAAAACUGUAACUCUUCCACCUCAAAGGCGAGGUUGUCAUCUUGUUACAUCCAAGAUCACGAAAGAAAUUGGUCAAGAUUUAGCAGGCUUUAAAUGUGGCCUUGCUCAUCUUUUUCUGCAGCAUACAAGUGCUUCUUUAACUAUAAAUGAAAAUUACGACUCAGAUGUUCGAGAUGAUACAGAAACAUUUCUUAGUAGGGUUGUCCCAGAGGGGUCAUCUGCACCGUGGAAACAUACUCUUGAGGGCCCAGAUGAUAUGCCCGCUCAUAUCAAGUCAUCGAUGUUUGGCUGCACCCUCACGAUACCAAUCACGGACGGAAAACUAAACAUGGGAACCUGGCAGGGCAUAUGGUUGUGUGAGCACCGUGAUUCGGCUACCCCACGAAGAAUUGUGAUCACUCUUAAUGGCAUGUGAGCCGCUAAAGUCAAUUGUUAAAGAAGUACAACGAGCUAUCAGUGCCUAUCUUACUGAAAUGGCCGUGUGUAAUACUUUCUCGUUUUGAUGUUUUUCUAGUCCAUUUCAGUAGCAAUGUGGAAUGAUAACCUCUUGGGGAUUUCUGGUGUAAACUACUAUGUGGUUUGUGUCCAAUUUUCAUGGUAACCAACGUUAAGAUGCUUAUUUGUACGGUCGAUCUGGAAGUUCUCCUUCCAGCUUUGCAUCUUUAAAUGUUAUGGAUUUUGCUAA
Molecule: messenger RNA, 947 nt
Organism: Lycium ferocissimum
Lineage: Eukaryota; Viridiplantae; Streptophyta; Magnoliopsida; Solanales; Solanaceae
Exons: 7
Coding region: 114-677 (187 amino acids)
Source: RefSeq, a predicted model, not a curated record